AUGCUGCCGAUUUCAACAGUCCUAUUUCAUUCUGAAAUUUUUGUUAAAAUGAAGUUCCUGAUCAUUCUCCUUGUCGCUAUUGUCACCAUAACAGCAGCUCAAGGAAGAUACCAAAGAUGUCCAUCAAAUGAAGAAUUCCGAUCAUGUGGAACGGCUUGUGAACCAACUUGCCAGAAUCCUAAUCCACAAGUUUGCACUCUUCAAUGCAUCUUGAACGUUUGUCAAUGUUCCCAAGGAUUUGUGAGAGGGCCAAAUGGAUGUGUUCCUCCUCAAGACUGUUUCGUUUACGGAAAAUAAUUGUUUUGAUAAAAAUGAAGUGUAUUAAUUGCAAUAUUUAGUGUACUGUGCAUACCUGCUAAAAAUGAA
Molecule: messenger RNA, 366 nt
Organism: Caenorhabditis elegans
Lineage: Eukaryota; Metazoa; Nematoda; Chromadorea; Rhabditida; Rhabditidae
Gene: C10G8.4
Product: TIL domain-containing protein
Exons: 2
Coding region: 1-297 (98 amino acids)
Source: RefSeq, marked reviewed